AUGGUCAAGAUUUCCGAGUUCGCCGUUGAGCGUUGGAUGGACGACCACGAGAAUGAUGCCAAAUAUAAUAUCGCCGAGACAUGCUGUGCCUCUAUUUCACUAGAUGACCUCGCUGCUUUCUCCAAGAAACCGGGCAACGUCCUGGACUUUUCCCAAAAGCAGACGUACGGUGCAAUUCGGGGCACAAACGCCCUACGGACGAACAUUGCGAAUCUGUACUCCGACAGCACCAGUGAGGCGUUGACAGCUGAGAAUGUUCUCGUCACGAACGGUGCUAUUCAGGCCAACUUCCUGAGUCUGUAUACCAAUGUUGGGCCCGGGGACCAUGUUAUCUGCCACUACCCGACAUACCAGCAGCUGUAUUCCGUUCCCGAGUCGCUCGGUGCUGAAGUCAGUCUGUGGAAGUCGAAGCAAGACGAGAACUGGCGUGUGGAUUUGGCUGAGCUCAAGGGAUUAAUUCGGCCAAAUACCAAGGUUAUCGUUCUCAAUAACCCACAGAAUCCCACUGGUGCCGUCCUAAGCAAGGAACUGCUGCAAGAUAUUGUUGAUAUUGCACGCCAGCAUGAUAUCACCAUCCACAGCGACGAAGUAUACCGGCCUCUCUUCCACUCCCUCGACGCCGACCAGCACCCGCCCUCUAUACUGUCCUUCGGAUACGACAAGGUCGUUGUAACCGGUUCAAUGUCGAAGACAUUUAGUCUAGCUGGAAUCCGCGUUGGAUGGAUUGCGUCUCGAAGCCGCGAGAUCGUUGAACAAUGUGCAUCUGCUAGACAUUACACUAUGAUCUCAUUGAGCCAGGUCGAUGACCAGAUUGCGACUGCAGCGCUGAGCGCCCCCACUGUGAAUAACCUGCUGCAGCGGAAUAUAGAUCUCGCGAAGAGAAACUUGGUGGAGGUGGAUGCUUUUGUGCGAGAGUUUGAGUGGGCGGUUAAAUGGACUCGACCCCGUGCAGGAACGACUGCGUUCAUGCAGUUUGUUGAUCGAGCUGGGAGGCCGGUCAAUGAUGUCGAGUUUUGUAAACGCGUGCAAGCGAAGACUGGUGUUAUGAUGGUGCCAGGUAGUGAGUGCUUUGGUGAUGGGAGUGACUUCAAAGGGUUUGUCCGUAUGGGAUAUGUGCCUGAGCAUCAGGUUCUAGUGGAUGGACUGCAGGCAUUGCGGAAGUUCAUGCGGGAAGAGUAUGAAGAAUUAGUAGGUUAG
Molecule: messenger RNA, 1197 nt
Organism: Aspergillus versicolor CBS 583.65
Lineage: Eukaryota; Fungi; Ascomycota; Eurotiomycetes; Eurotiales; Aspergillaceae
Product: putative aminotransferase
Exons: 3
Coding region: 1-1197 (398 amino acids)
Biological process (GO): biosynthetic process
Molecular function (GO): catalytic activity; pyridoxal phosphate binding
Source: RefSeq, a predicted model, not a curated record